GUUUCGCGAUAAGGGAGUGAUGGCGUCUGCAAAAUCGUAAUAUGACAUGGCUUAGCUCCGUCGGUUAAACUGUUAACUAUAUGUUGUGUUUUAUUGUUCGAUUCGAUAUCUGCUCUCCGUGUGUUUUAGCUGGAUGUCUAAAAUGUAAGUUCCAAUAGCGCACAAUUUUCCGGACAAAUGUUUGAUGGCCGAUGCGGGACGUUAAAAACUAAUGCUUGGAAAAGGGCAGUGGACCCCGGUGAACUUCCGUGCCUAGAUCUACCACCCGAGUGGCCCAAAGAUAAUACUUACAUAUGCAAUGGUGGAUUAUUUGGCGAAGACUCUGGUGAUGAUGAUCCCGAUUAUGUCGAUAUUAUGAACCUUGCCAUCGUUCACAGUAAUCCUGAUCUAUUGUCGCUGAGCCACGCAACGAAGGAAUAUACUCACUUCUGGCAAGCCAACAAUUACGUCUGCCACUGGGUGAAGACUCAUAGAAUAUCGGCACUACUCGUUACUGAAGAUUUGUGUACCAAAUGUUUCGACAUUACUGCUACGUUGGCCCAAGUAACACAUCCAAUCUUCAACAUUGAUCAAGGCAGCUUGGGGUCACGUGUAUUUAAUAUGAAAAUGUAG
This is a messenger RNA of Anneissia japonica, 612 nucleotides long. RefSeq lists its product as uncharacterized. The record is from RefSeq and is a predicted model, not a curated record. The coding region runs from base 178 to 612 and encodes 144 amino acids. The transcript is spliced from 3 exons. NCBI's taxonomy places the organism in Eukaryota, Metazoa, Echinodermata, Crinoidea, Comatulida, Comatulidae.